UCAUAAUCAUUUUUGUUUAAGUUUGUAAAACGUAGGCUAUUUGUAAAAUGAAAUGUAUUCAGUUCGUGCUAUUUAGUGAUAUUUAAAUCUAGUAAUAAGAACUUAAUAUUUUAAUUUCCUGAAAAAAAAUCAAAGAAAAUUAUUUAGGCAGGGUUAGGUGCAGGCAGAGCAGAGCAGACUAUCUUCUUAACUUCAAAGUUAAUAAGGUAUGUCAAACCGUGGACGAGGGAGAGGAAGAGGCUUUGGGAGAGGAAAAUAUAAUGAAUUCAGACAGAAUGAGAGCUCUUAUGGUUUUGGUUGGCGAGGCAGAGGACGCGGAAGUUUUUCAUCUUAUGAAAAUACCCUCAAUCAAAGCGACAAGCUGCAGAAUAAGAUUGAAAGACACCCUCCUGAUUCCAGCCAAGAAAUUGAAGAGAAGCAACCAAUCUUCACUCCGCAGCCCCAGUUAGAUUACCACUCAACGAACUUCCUGACAAACCUGAGAUCAGUUUGGAACUUAUUUGAUUGUGAGUUUCCAAUGCUAUUUGCCGAUCGGUUCCCUCUUCUUCUCAGUCUUCUUUUGACUUCUUUGUUCAGAAGCACUCUAACCUGCGAUGAUGUAAUAUGGAAGAAGAGUGAAAAUGUCUCAAGAAUGCUGCAGGAAUAUUUUCUAUCAGUUGAAAAUCCCUACGAUUCAGCCUUCAAAGUUGCUGUUACCUGCCCUGACUUUUAUCAGGGGAAACCUAUGUCUUUACCUUUAGCAGUUAUUGAAGAGUUGGCUGUGUUUUUAAAACCAAAUAAGGAGAAAUACGCUUCGUGCCUUACUUUAGAUAUUAAAUUUGAUGUGUUUGAUAUAUUCACCAAGCAAAGAAAUGGACUACUCACAAAAAUGGCAUUUGAGGUGUACGAACUUCAAUCCAGUAAAGAGAUGUUUGUGGAAAGAAUAAACAGUUUUAUACAAAACCGACAGUACAAAGAGGCAUGCCAGACGGCGAUGUACCUGGGACUCGACCAGUUCGGCAUAGAGGACUUUGUUGUGCCGCUGUUGUUCCAAGACAAGUUGACAAUCGCUGAGGACUAUCUGCGUAUUAGUCCUGCCGCGCAGACAGCCACAGCUCAGUACCUCGAUCAACUGCUGCAGGGUCGAGUCAACGAGAAGAUCAUGGAUGUUAUUAGACAGCUGAAUAUCCCAGAACCAAAACAAGAAAAGCUGCAGUACAAACCCAUGUCAAAGCUAUUGGCAAGGUUUUUGAAAAUAUUCAAUAUUCAUCCUAGUAGCUGCCCAAACCUGACUCGCAAGAAAAGAGAGGGAGCUUUGCAUUUUGUGAUUUGUAAACGCUACAAGUACAAUGAAAUCGAGGGUGAGUGUUGGAGGGAGAUGGUGUCAGAGGCUGUAUGUGGAGACUCGUAUCUGGAGGAGGAGCUAGUCGCUGCAAUCAAUCUGCACGGAGACCUUGUGGAGGCUGCAUUCUUUGCUCGCAAGUUGUAG
Messenger RNA from Macrosteles quadrilineatus (aster leafhopper), 1468 nucleotides. RefSeq names its product exonuclease mut-7 homolog. Bases 209 to 1468 code for a protein of 419 amino acids. The transcript is spliced from 10 exons. Lineage: Eukaryota; Metazoa; Arthropoda; Insecta; Hemiptera; Cicadellidae. The record is from RefSeq and is a predicted model, not a curated record.